UCCCUUAGACAAAAAAGCAAAACCAGACAUUUCCUCCAACAAACGCCACCUUCAAAUUUCACGACGAUUAUCAUCGGAAAAACUUUUCCGAUAUUCAACCCUGCCAAUUCAGGAUGUCUGAACACCAAGCGAUUGACUAUGAUCAUAAUGAUGAUAAAAGGAAGUUGCUUGUGUCACAAAUAUGCAUGGAGGCAGUAAAGAACUUCCCGCCGACCGCAGCCUCAAUGCCAUCUUCCCCGACGGGCCACCGGAAAACCUGCCUCUGCUCCCCCACCACUCACCCCGGCUCGUUUAGGUGCCGCUACCACAGGAACACCAAGCUCACACGCGCCACCAUGUCUGUCGCCUCCAAUCUCUCCGAACUAGGAAGUGCUUCUGUCGCCAGCAAGCUCUCUGAGCUGGCCGCACGUAAAUAGGGGCCCGUGUAUGAGGUGACAUGUGGUUUCUAGAGAUGAGUCAUCAUUGUUGGACAAAUGAUGAUGAUGAUCUUCAUCUGUUAAAGAACUGUAAAUUUUGAAGAACUUGUGUUUUUAUUAUGAUUGAUAUAUAAACUAUUUAUCUUCUUGUUCUUUCGUUUAUAACUAUGUUUAUCUUUGUAAUAAUAUAUGAUGCACAGUUUUGACAGC
Messenger RNA from Cuscuta epithymum, 626 nucleotides. NCBI's taxonomy places the organism in Eukaryota, Viridiplantae, Streptophyta, Magnoliopsida, Solanales, Convolvulaceae. The record is from the annotation of a GenBank genome assembly.